AUGAAAGUAAACAAAGCAGCAGCACAGAAAAUAUCUGUACAGUAGUGUAGUAUUUAGUCCUAAACAGUAGUGUUUAUUUCCCUUUUGGACUCAGACUUGAGUCCAGCUCAGUACAUUUUGGACUCGACUGGUUAAAGACAACAAGGACUCGACUCGGACUUGGCAUAGGUGGACUCGAACACAACACUACUUGCUGAAAACCAACGGCCACCAAAAAGUUUUACAGGCAUGCUGCAUUGUGAAAAUAUCAUAACUGCAUUUAAAGAGUUUUGAAAAUGGAGGCAUCAGGAAAACUGCUGUCAUCAAGACUGAUUUCCCUGCUUAGGAAUGGAAAGUGGGAAAAAGAAGAUGUUGUAAAGUUGUUUAAUACCCUCAUGGAGCAAUUUAAUGGCAGAAAUGAAGAUUUUUACACAUGGAUGAUGAAAAAUCUUCAUCAAGUGGAGAUUCAUAAAAUGAGUGUGUCAGAUUUGACAUCAAAUGGUAAGAUUGUGGAUCAUGUUGAGGAAAAAAUGAAUAAAAUAGCCAAAAACACUGAUAAGAAAACACUGGAUGAGAUUAUGAAGGAAAUCUGUGAACAAUCAGAUACUGAUAAGCAAACUAUGGCAGAGGUAAAAGACAUUGUGUCUUCUGUGUCGGAAUGUCUAUCAGUUUCUACAGCACCACAUCUACAUGAAAAAAAGAAAAGUUUGUUUAGACUUUGCAAAGCUGUAGAAAAGACAAUGAAAUAUAAACCUCGACUGACUCAGAUGGUGAGCUGGUGCAUUCUGGUUCUUUCUAAAUCAAGUCGACUGGUUCAGGUUGGAACAGGAGAAGGAAAGUCGUGCAUCGUGGCAAUGUUUGCAGCUUAUCAGGCCAUGACUGGAAAAACCCCUGACAUCAUCUCCAGUUCUCCUGUACUUGCUGAAAGAGAUGCUAAAGAAUGGUCUGCAUUUUAUAAGGAACUGAAAAUCACUGUUGACGUCAACACCAAUAAAUCGGAAGAGAAAAAGCUGAAGAAGUGUUAUGAAUGUCAUGUGGUCUAUGGCACAUCUGACAGUUUUGCAGCUGAUUGGCUGAGACAACGCUUUCUAAGACAAGAUGUGAGAUCUAAGAGAGAGUUUCAGUGUGUUAUAGUGGAUGAGGUGGACUCACUAAUGCUGGACAAAGGUCUUGAAGUGGUCUACUUGAGCACUGAGAUCCCGCUAAUGGAAUCUCUCAAUGGAAUACUGGCCAAAAUUUGGUUUGAAAUCAACCAACUGAAGCACUUUGAGACUGGAGAGAUUUUAGGUCCCAUUCAGCUCUUCUCUCAGGUUCUGUCCGAAAUCAUUACUAAAAAUAAAAACAUUGAUCAACACAGUAUUGUGCAGAUGGCUGUGGACUCAGGAAUUAUGCCUGUAAGAUCUUCAAUGCAAAUGCAAGAAAACCUGGAAAAUGUGUUAAAACAGCUAGAUAAUUCAAGUGUUGUGCAAAUGGUGGCUUUUUUAACCAUAUUUGUGGGGAAAUUUCCUCAGUAUUUCUUCAAAUUAUACCAGGAAAGGCCUGAUGGGACUCUAAGGAGCCUGAAUGAAAUCAGUCCUGCAUGUACAAGUGAAAGACAAGAAAUAUCUGUUCUUCUUUUGGGAAAUGGAAAAUGUCGUGUUGUGCACUUUGAGGAGGACUCAGUAAUUAUGUCCAUGGGGCAAACAAUUCAAAUUGCUUUUCAGUCUGAAUCAAUAAAGAUAAAAAUGGAAUCUCAUAUCCCAGGCCUUGAAGAUCUCAUUAAUGGAAAGGUACAAACAUGGAUUGAAAAUGCCUUCCUAGCUACAAAAAUGACUCUAGGCCACGAAUACGUCCUUCAUGGAGUUGGAGUCGCUCCUGUCGAUUACAAAUGCACUGGUGUUGUACAGAAUGACAUGAAAUGGGGGGAAGGACUUCAGCAGUUUCUGGAAAUGAAACAUCAAACUAAACUGUCCAAUAUGACUCUAAUCACAAACUUCAUGUCUAAUGUGGGUUUAUUUAAGAAAUACACAAACCAAAUAUAUGGGGUCACAGGAACCUUGGGGGACCAAACAGAGCUUGACAUGCUGAAGAAACUCUACAAUGGAAUUGAGACGUGUAAGAUUCCCUCAUUUAGGCGAAGGAAACUUUAUGAGCUGGAAGGUCUGGUGAUACCUGAAGAGGACGAGUGGAUCAGGACUGUCUGCAAUGUUGUUAAAUAUCAAGUGUCCUCCACAGUCUACCGAGGUCCACGAGCAGCUCUCGUCAUCUGUGAAACAAUCAAUCGUGCAGUAAACUUUUACAGGACCCUUUCAGUCACCAUCUCUUUAGACAAACUAAAACUCUAUGUGAAUAACAACAUGAAUAACUCUACAAUAACAGAUUCAACCAUUCAAGCGGGAGACAUCAUCAUUGCAACUAAUCUAGCAGGUCGAGGUACAGACCUAAAGGUUAGUGAAACUGUGAAUGAGGCAGGAGGUCUGUUUGUGGUGCAAACCUUCUUACCUCUGAAUGUCCGUGUAGAAGAGCAAGCAUUUGGACGAACGGCUCGCCAAGGGAAUCCAGGAUCCGCUCAACUCAUCAUGUGCAGCAGUCAUUUCUCUGACUUAGUUAAACUAGUGAUGGGUGAAAACCCAUCUCUGACCAGCUUACUCAGCCAUCUGGACAGCUUAAUACAGAAAUUGCAUAGUCUCAAAGAGACUCUAUUUGAGGAAACUGUUAAUUACUACCUGGAAAAUCACAGCUCUCAGACUCAUGAUGCAGUGACCUCUGCUCUAACAGACCUCCUAACCAUAAAUUCAUUCCCAUCACAGGAAUGCAGUCUAGAAAAGGCAAAAGAUGUUAGAAACAUUCUGGUAAACAUCAGACUCUCUGGGUUUCUUGCACAAGACAUUCCAAAAAUCCUGAAAAAGGAAGAGCUUUUUUUUGUCUACCUUGAUCUUUUGGACAAUGCUUAUGAAGAUGAUAAAGAUGACCAGCUUGAUGUAAUUGUGUCCUCUCUUCAUGAGUGUUGGGGUUUGUGGCUCCUCAUGCACUCCAGUGAGGAAAAGACUAUUGAGAUGUUGAAGGAACAGCUAAAGGUGGAUUUGUUGAGUGCGAAGCAGAAACUUAUGAGCAAACAGUCUCCAUCAUCUAUGGUCUACUAUUACAUCAGGUCUGGAAACAAACUCCGUGAGAAGGGACGCCUUACUGAGAGCAUUGAGAUGUACACCAAAGCUCUAGAGGGUGGUGCCUCUGGGGAGAUUAUUCCUCUCUAUAAUCGUGCACUGGCCACAAUUAAGAAGAAAGACACUGGUUAUAUCACUCGGGCAUUGGCUGAUCUGGAAAAGGCUGACAAAGCAAUUGUUUCAUACAAAUCUUAUCUGGCACAUAUUCUGAUAUAUAUCCAAUUAUCAAGUCAUGUGCCAGAAACAGAAGGCGAUACUUUGCUCUCAAAACAGUUUAAAAUUAAAUUUAUGAUUGUAAAUCUACUCAAGAUGAACAUUCAAGAAGCUGUAAUGAAGUUGAAGAGAGCUGCAAGCAUAGGAGGAAAUGUGAGCCUGACUGAAAAACAUCCAUUGUUUCUGGUUGUGCACAUUAUACUCAGUAAUCAAAUACUUCUAGGUGAUCUGGAGACGGAGCUUAUGCACAUCAUGUCAUUGGGUCUUGAGGAAAUUUUCUCUUUAGACACCCUAUUUUCUGCUAGUGGCCUUGUGUCAAAAAUAUUAAAACUUAUGAAGUAACAAAUUUCACAAAGGUACAAAGGUAUGCUGUUAGUUUUACAUAAGCAUCAAAUACAUCGCUAUUGUGCAAACGUCUAAUAUAUAGGCUAUGUCUUAAGAAUUGUUAUUCUAAUCACACAUACAUGAAUUCUUCCUGAUGACACAUUUCAUAUUUUAUCGUUUGAGAAGCACAUUUUUAGUUGGACUGAAUUAUGAAAGACUUCAUGAAUGCUGAAAUUUAAAAAAACUCUGACUCGAGUCCGGUCUCGAGUAGAAUUUUUAGGCGACUCGGACUUGUCACGGACUCGGAUUCAUUUUUACUCGGACUUGACUCGGACUCAAGCCUUUCAGACUCGGAAAAUAUCCCAGUCCAAAGAAAGUUGACGGAAAUGUUACUGACAUUUAGUGAUAUUUAGUACUUGCAUGUUUUUUUAAGUCUUGUCCAGCAGGCUACUUGAAAGCCGACGGGUUUAUGCGCGCACACACUCAAAGCGCGAUCACAGAACGCGCCUCUCAGUCAGUGUGUGAAUACAGAGUUCUCUUUCGUUUCUAAUAGGGUCUGUUAUUGCUACACAUAUGUUCGUCUUAGAGACUAUUCAUGUAAAUAAAGUUGGUUUUGUCUUAAGUAAACCUGAAAAGUUGGGAGAAACACUGAUGCACCAAAAUAUUUGAUCUGUGCGUCAGAUCUUAAAGUGACAGCAGCGUAAACCUGCAGCAGCCGACCAUGUCAUAAAUACUAUAUUAAUCAAACAACAAAAGAAAAAGAGAAAAUCACUUACUUUUCUUGACUGAAUCACUUAUUAACUUUAAUAAGAAUCAUAUUUAACGUAUACAGUGAAGAUUUUGCAGUGUUUUAUUUUAACAUUUAUUACUUCAUAAAAUAUCUGUAUAGUCUGUUUCUGUAAUAGCCUUUCGAUAGACCUACGUUAAAAAAAAAAAAAAAAAAAAAAAAAACUUUUUUAA
Messenger RNA from Labeo rohita (rohu), 4619 nucleotides. Its product is annotated as protein translocase subunit SecA. Gene Ontology annotation, biological process: protein import; protein targeting. The record is from RefSeq and is a predicted model, not a curated record. Gene Ontology annotation, cellular component: membrane. The transcript has 2 exons. NCBI's taxonomy places the organism in Eukaryota, Metazoa, Chordata, Actinopteri, Cypriniformes, Cyprinidae. Bases 276 to 3677 code for a protein of 1133 amino acids. Gene Ontology annotation, molecular function: ATP binding; ABC-type protein transporter activity; protein binding.